Molecule: messenger RNA, 2011 nt
Organism: Ectocarpus sp. CCAP 1310/34
Lineage: Eukaryota; Phaeophyceae; Ectocarpales; Ectocarpaceae
Source: the annotation of a GenBank genome assembly
CGCUGCUCGACCAGGGUCGCUGUUGUCCUUGCCCGUGUUGUGUUGGUUGCUCGCCCCAGGUGCAGUUUACACUCUGCACUACUUGAGAAAAUAACGGGAGCCCGAGCGAGUCAAAAAGAGCUACAACAGAGGUGGUUGCUUUGUGCUGGCCCAAUCUCGAGAUACUGCUGCGUUGGACAAGCGGGCAUCCCGCCAGGAGAGUGUGGGCAACACGACGCACUGACUCCAGCCGAGCGUUCGACCAGGAGGAACACUCGCCACCAUGCCAGCUACCGCUGGGAGAGUGCGCAUGCCGCACGGCAACCGCGUCAGUAGCAGCUCUGCCCUCAAGAUGACGGGCAUCUGGACCAACACCAUUGGGUAUGACCCGUACGCCGCCGAGGGCGGGGGAGCCGAUGCGGAGGACGAAGCCAACGCGUUCGAGCAGGCGCAGGGGCUGAUGGCGCUGGCGAAGCUUUCGAACCAGGGAGUCACGGAGCAGCGAGGAGCUUGCAAAAAGUGCGGAUCGGUGGGCCACUUGACCUUCCAAUGCCGGAACCACAUCCAGCCUGUCGACGCGGGCACGCCCAUGCAGGCGGUUGCGGAGGAGUCUGAUUCCGACUCGGACGACAUCAGCUCUUGCUCUUCGGUGUCCGACACCAGUGACGAGGAGGACUCGCGGCCACGCAAGAGUGGCGGCGGGAGCGGCGCAACCAGCAAGGGCAGCAAGGAUAAGAAGAAGGGCAGCCGGGCCCCGUCUUCCUCCCACAAGGAUAGGGAUCGGGGCAGGGACAGGGACGGGGGGAGCAAGAGAAAAAGGCGGAGGGCGGCGGAUAGCAGCGAUGACGAAGGGAGCAACGACAGCGACAGCGGCAGCGACGUCCGUCGCAAGGGUUCGGGGUCAAGCAAGAAGCGGCGCGCGCGCAGUGGCGACGAUUAUUCCAAGGAUAAGGGAAAGCCGGAGCGGCGGGAGCGAAAGGAAAAGAGGCGGAAGGACCGGGAGAGGGAAAAUUCGCGCAAGUCGUCCUCGAAGAAGUCCAAGAAAGACAAGCGAGAAAAGAAGAGCAAGCACAGCAAGCACAGCAGCCGGAAGAAGUGAUUCGUCUGUUGUCGUCUUUGUUGUACCAAGCCCCUUUGAGCGAGUAUAUGCAGCCAAGGUUGGCUGGCACCCCAGAAGGGCGAGAAGCACCGCAAUCGCGGGGUGGGAGAGGUGGCCAUUUGAGUGCUGUAUUGCAACCGAUGAUGAGAAGAGUGCGCGCGUGUGUGUGGGCCAUCCAAGCGACGAGUUUACGAUAAGACAUGAUGUUUGUGUGAGGGGAGCAGCUCGAACCCAAAGCCUCGACGAUAUGUAUGGGGGAAAUGUCGACUCGAAGACCUGGUUGGUAGGAAACAGAGGAAGGGAGAGGGGCAAGAGACAAUCAAGCUGUCGUUCGUUCGCGCUAUUCGGCUUUGUUUGGGUCCCUUUGUGCUUCGUUCUGGGGGUGUUCGCGGGGGUGGGUGGGCUAGUCUCUCAAGCUAUCCUCCUGAGCCUGAGUACAACAUGUGUCCCUUGGAGAUUCUGUUUCUGUCGUGGAGCAAUUCGUCGUUGGGAACGAUGUGCAGGUCACACUGCUGUAAGAACGGCAUUUAGACACAAGUGACCCACCCUCUGUUGACGUUUGUGGUGGAAACAAGCAAGCGUUCCUGCGUGAAGCUAGCUUCUUUUGAAGCUGGUGUGGAUGAGAAGGGGAGAGUAUUGUUGGAAACACUGCUGUACCGUAGCUGAUACGCAAACGAAAGCAAGUGCGCCCACCUCACAGGGUCGUGCCUUUCAGUUACAUUUGCGAGGAUGGCCUUUCGCCCGUCUGAUGCAGAGGUGUGAACGGGUGCAUUGUUACCUUAUGGAGUUUCGUAUGUUGGAUACAUAUUCUCGAAUUUUUGCUUUGCCGUAGUCAUAUCCGGUGGUUUCCAGGACAGGCUACAACGACAAUCGGGAAUGAGACCGGGAUCUGAAAGGUAGAUUAAGCGAAAGACAAAGAUUAACAGGCUGUGG